ACACACUUUAAAGUUCCGCCGUGCUGACGUAACGGGCGGCUGGAAUGUUGAUACAAUGGCUGCGACGUUCUGCAGGCUGGUGCGUCCGUGUGGCCGGCUGACGAGGUUAUUCCCCUUGGCCUUGUCCCAGCGCAAGAUCCUCGCUGGAGGGUGGCGGAAAGUGGCACUGGGGCUGGGAGCGACGCUGGCCGCUGUUCCCAUCGUACAGCAUCAACCUCCAUCUCUCAAUCAUGAAGAUUUAAUCAAACGUGCUGUUUCAUUGGUUACGGAUGGUGCCAAUACUUUUCUGUCACAAACUACUCUUGCACUCAUUGAUGCUUUGACAGAGUAUACCAAGGCAGUCUAUACCCUGAUCUCCAUUCAACAGAAGUAUAAUGGGUUAACUAGGAAGCUAAAUGAAAAAGAAGAAGCAGCCAUUUGGCAGGUCAUCAUUGAAGCUCGUGUAAAGAUGAAAGAGAAGCAGGAGAGUUAUCUCAGUUUUGAGACCAAGUGGAUGACCGCAGUCCAGCUAUGUGAAACGGCAGCCGAGGCUGCGUAUCAGGCAGGUGCAGAUCCAGCCUCAGUGUCUGUGCACACACACGUUCAGGUGUCCCAGACCCAGGUGAAUGAAGUGAAACAAAUCGCCCUGAAAGCUGAGGCGAAACUAGCUGAAGUUCAGGUCGAAGAAAUUCGUCUCAAGGGGAAAGAGGAGUCAGUUAAAGACACACAGCAGCCUGCAAUUCAGCCGGCAAAUGAAGAUGAAAUACCUGAACAGUAUCUGCGGGAAGACUAGUCUGUAGAAAUACUUAACCCGAUAGAAUUUAGUGAACUGUGGAUAUGUUUGCUUAAAUUAGCCAGUCUGCUGACAUUUGUAAAUUCUACCAAUAAUUUUGUAAUAUGUAAUUUUUGUAGAAACUUUAAAAAUUGCUCACAGACUACUCAAAUAGGAUUUCUUACAGCAGUGAUUCUUGCCGUCUUUUUUUCUAAAAAAAAGUUUGUAUUAAUUGUCAUUCAUAAUACAGGUAAUCCAUUGAUUUAACUGUUCUUUAUAGGGGGCUUUGCAGUGAAAAUAGGAGCUCCCAAAUUAACAUUGAAACAGUAUAUUCUGUUAAACAAAGGGCUGAGCAAAGCAGAAGGACUAGUUCCAUGUGUUUUCUUUUUUUUUUAUUUCAACUGUCCUUGCCUUUAUUGUGUUACCAUAAUUUUCUUGUAAGUACAUUUGAAAAAACGUAAGUAUAGAAAGGUAGUGAAUUAUCCUGUACCUCGAGGUGUUCUCGGUGCUAGAUCAGAAGGACAAUGAAACAGGAAAUGAAUACAUUUUUGGGACACUGAGGAAGGGAAGACUUUGAAGAAAUGUCUCAGCAGCAAAGCCACGAACGUAUUGAGAGAUUCAUUCUCAACUCCAUUUAAAAAUGUGCCUCCCUUUUUCUGAAACUUAGCCCAUUUCUAGAUCCUACGCAGAAGGGAACAUUCACUCUGCCACUGUGUCCCCUAAGCUGUGCGGGUGCGCAGCCACGCAGUGACUGCAAUGCUCCUGCGCACGUAUCCUUUGUUGCCGUGCUUUUUAUAAAGUGUGUUAUUAAUGUGCAGCACAGUUUCAGGCUGUGUUUAUUUAAAAAUAAGUAAAUAAAUUAUUCCUGCUCAGAGCAAUGGUUGGUCUGCCCAGCUUUAAAAGACAUAUAUAUAUAUAUAUAUAUAUAUAUAUAGAGAGAGAGAGAGAGAGAGAGAGAGAGAGAUUGCUUCCUGCAUCUCUAAACUGCCUCAAGUAGAUGUAGAUGUAUCAUUCUUUACAGGGUACCAUGAUAGAAUUUCAGUCAUGAAGAAGGGUCUUGGACUGAAACAUCAACUGUUUAUUUAUUUCCAUUGAUGCUGCCUGACCUGCAUUCUGCGCGUGUUGCUUUGGAUUUCCAGCAUCUGCAGACUUUCUCAUGUUUAUUAUAGACAAUGUGUAGUAACCCAAGUCAAGUGUCCAUUUAUAGCAACGCUUCCCUACUCUUACACUCCGCUCAAGCCAACAUUGUGUAGGACUUCCUACUUGCUGCUGUAGCUGUCUACCAGCAUGUUUCAGCCAUUGGCGCCCUCACCUGUGCAGCAGAGUCCUAAAACAUCUCUAUCUAAACAUUUGGCUUUUUAUUCUUCCACCCAAGAUGGACAGCCUCAUAGUUUGCACGUUUUACUCCUUAAGGUGAAUUUAUACCCAUUCAAUGUCCCUUUACUCACUUAAUUUGCUAACCUACAUGUUCUGUAAGUUCCUCAAUUUGGUCUACAUUCCCUUUGGAACCCUCAUUUGAGUUAUUCAUACAGGUUGUGAAGAAUUGAGGUGCCAGCACUGAUCUGUGUGGGACCCUUUUAGUUACACCUAGAUGAAAGAUCUAAAGUAUUUGCUAAGAUCUCUCCAUCUAAGGUAAGGACAUGUUUAGCACAGCUUUGUGGGCCGAAGGGCCUGUAUCAUGCUGUAAUUUUUCUAUGUUCUAUUUCUUCAUAUUAUUAAUUCGCCAGUCAUGUAGAGCAUAGAACCCUUGGCCCACAAUGUUGUGCCUCUCAAUAACCUAGAAUUUCCUUACAGCAUAGCCCUCUAUUUUUCCAAGUUCUAUAUACCUACCUAAGAGUCUCUUAGAAGACCCUGUUGAAUCUGCCUCCACCACCAUCACUGGCAGAGCAUUCCACGCACCCAACACUCUCUGUGUGGGAAAAACUUACCUCUGUACCUGCUUCCAAGCACCUUAAAACUAAACUCCCUUUGUUAUCCAUUUCGGCCCAGGGAAAAAGCCUCUGACUAUCUACGCGAUCAAUGCCUCUCAUCAUCUUAUACACCUCUAUCAGGUCACCUCUCAUCCUCCGUCGCUCCAAGGAGAAAAGGCCAAGUUCACUCAACCUAUUUUAUGAAGGCACGCUCCCCAAUCCAAGCAAUGUCCUUGUAAAUCUUCCGGGGCACCUGUUUACUUUCUGCAUUUUGUAUGUAACUGUAUAUUUCGUGCUUGCUUUCCUGGUUGUUUUCCUCCUCAUUUUUAGUCAUCUUUCAGUGGUUUCUCAGUUGUGUUUUUAUACUCUCUUUCCUGUAAAUGCAAAUAAUGUUCUUCAAUGAUACAGUCACUCAAACAUCUGGGUCUAUCAUGCACUAGCUGUAGAAUAUGUAGAUUCUUAUUGAAGCUGUUUGACUGUCUGAUGUGAAUAUCAUUUUCAUAGGUGAUUAUGUCUAUGAAGGGAUAAC
Mobula hypostoma (lesser devil ray) is the source of this 3190-nucleotide messenger RNA. Its product is annotated as diablo homolog, mitochondrial-like. The record is from RefSeq and is a predicted model, not a curated record. The transcript has 6 exons. Lineage: Eukaryota; Metazoa; Chordata; Chondrichthyes; Myliobatiformes; Myliobatidae. The coding region runs from base 56 to 772 and encodes 238 amino acids. Gene Ontology annotation, cellular component: mitochondrion. Gene Ontology annotation, biological process: intrinsic apoptotic signaling pathway in response to oxidative stress; neuron apoptotic process.